Molecule: messenger RNA, 2155 nt
Organism: Juglans microcarpa x Juglans regia
Lineage: Eukaryota; Viridiplantae; Streptophyta; Magnoliopsida; Fagales; Juglandaceae
Exons: 10
Coding region: 58-1809 (583 amino acids)
Cellular component (GO): endoplasmic reticulum; Golgi apparatus
Source: RefSeq, a predicted model, not a curated record
CCCCGCUUCUGUCUUUUUCUCUUACGUUGUCUCUCCAGUUUAAGCCCGAAAGCAGCCAUGGAAAAAAAGCACGUAGCUUUCGAUUCGAGCUCCAAGGACGACAACGAAGCGCCCAUCAACAGAGACCACGGCUGGCAAAAGGUCACCUAUGCUAAGCGGCUGAGGAAGACCAAGCCCUCUGACUCCGUCACCAAUCACAAUAAAACCAUCCCCAACGGUUCUGUUGGCGGAGCCGACAAUGUCUUCCGAUCACUGGAGCAGCAGUCCGAGGACCGCCGGAGGCGAAUUCUUGAGGCUCAGCAAGCUGCCGCCAUUGAAGACGCUCCUGUCAGAUCAAAGCACCGGACGGACGAUGAGGACGCAGAGGAUAGCGAGGCCGAGGGUGUGUUGGAGGACGGGAAGGUCGACGAGGCCAAGAAAGUCAAGCCGAAGAAGCCAAAGAAGCCCAAGGUUACAGUUGCCGAGGCCGCCACGAAGAUCGACGCGGACCAUCUCUCGGCUUUCAUUGCCGAGAUCUCGGCGUCGUUUGAGUCGCAGCAGGAGAUACAGCUGAUGCGAUUUGCGGAUUACUUUGGGCGCGCAUUUUCGGCGGUGAGUGCGUCGCAGUUUCCGUGGGUAAAGAUGCUCAGGGAGUCCACGGUGGCGAAAUUCGCUGAUAUUCCUAUUUCGCACAUCUCCGAAACUGUUUACAAGACCUCAAUUGACUGGAUCAACAGACGGUCGCUUGAGGCACUUGGUUCGUUUGUAUUGUGGUCUUUAGACAGCAUUUUCGCUGAUUUAGUAAGCCAGCAAGCUGGUGCCAAGGGCUCUAAAAGGGGUGGGCCUCAAGUAUCAUCUAAAUCACAGGUUGCGAUGUUCGUAGUUGUUGCGAUGGUUUUGCGGAGGAAACCUGAUGUAUUAGUUAACCUAUUGCCGACUUUGAGGGAAACUUCUAAGUAUCAGGGGCAGGAUAAGCUUCCAGUUAUCAUAUGGAUGAUAGCGCAGUCCUGUCAAGGAGACCUGGCUGUAGGAUUGAAUGCAUGGGCAUGCAACCUCUUGCCUUUGGUCAGUGGAAAAAGUUGUAAUACACAGUCCAGGGAUCUGGUUUUGCAGCUGGUGGAGAGAAUUUUGUCUGCCCAAAAAGCUCGCUCUAUUCUAGUAAAUGGUGCUGUUAGGAAGGGGGAGAGGUUGAUGCCACCUUCUGCAUUGGAGAUACUCAUGCGAGUUACCUUCCCUGCAUCUUCAGCUAGAGUCAAGGCUACUGAAAGGUUUGAGGUUUUAUAUCCCACCCUAAAAGAGGUGGCUCUUGCUGGCUCCCCUGGAAGCAAAGCAAUGAAACAAGUUUCGCAGCAGAUAUCGUGUUUUGCUGUCAAAAUGGCAGGGGAAAGCACUCCUGAGUUAUCCAAGGAAGCGACUGAUAUUUUCAUUUGGUGCUUGACCCAAAAUGCUAAUUGUUUCAAGCAGUGGGACGAGGUUUAUGAGGACAACCUAGAAGCAAGUGUUGCUAUUUUGAAAAAAAUUUCUGAGGAAUGGAAGGAGCAUUCUGUCAAACUAUCUCCUCUUGACCCUUUGAGGGAAACACUCAAGAGUUUUAGGAACAAGAAUGAGAAAGCAUUGACUAGUGGGGCAGAUGCUGCUCGCCAUGCACUGUUCAAGGAUGCAGACAAAUAUUGUAAGUCAGUGUUGGGAAGGGUAUCUCAUGGCCAUUGGUGCAUGCGUGUGGGCAUCGCUGCACUGUCGGUGCCUUUGCUGUUGGUACUGCUGUCGAACAUGGAGUCUUCAGAUUGGAGGAAACUCUCUGUAGUUUUUAGCAGUCAGCAAUCUUUCUGACCAGGAUUCUAUUUAUAGUUGCAACCAUUGGUAUCCGGCAUGGGCAAAGUAAUACAGUUUGCCCCAUAAUAAAGUGGUAGAGAAAGGAUGGUUGUAUACUUCUUUGAAUCCCAAUGGGAUAAAGAACUAGAAGUAGUUGAAGGAAUACUGCAUGAUGGUCUCAUUUGGUAUGGUCCAGUUUGAAUGGAUUUCAUUUUUGUGUUUCUUUUCAUCUCUCUUCACAGCCGUUUGUUUUGUUUUUUAAAGAUAUUUACUUCUAACAUCGACAGUACCGCUAGAUUUUUGAAGAGAUGAAUACAGUUGUAUUCUGAGAUGAUUAUAUUUUAAUUGAGAAGAAAUGUUGACA